Cuscuta epithymum is the source of this 1957-nucleotide messenger RNA. The record is from the annotation of a GenBank genome assembly. NCBI's taxonomy places the organism in Eukaryota, Viridiplantae, Streptophyta, Magnoliopsida, Solanales, Convolvulaceae.
GAAUGGACUGCCAUGACUCACGGCACGUCAGUCAAGCCUGUUUAUCUUUCAAGCCUCCGUUUACAAUGGAGCACAUAAUUGUGGGUGCUUCAACUCCGCAUUUCAUUCUUCUUCCUGCUCUUUCCAGCUUUCAACUUCUCCGUCUUCCCUUUUCACUUUAAAUAUCGCAAGUCUUCCCCAGAAUCUAGAGCUGAAACAGUAGGCUUUGAUUUUCUCAGCGAGGAAUCCAUUAUUUGGGUCAGAUUUUGUGAGUUUUCAUUUUCUUCUGGAGUUCGAUAUUCCGGAUUUGCACAGCCUUAGAUUUCACUACUGGGUAUGUUUCAUCUUUUACUCACACUCAACGUAUUUUAGUCCUCGACAGCUACUGGUUCGAUCUGUUUACACUAUUCAAAGAGUGCGAAGUUAUAAUUUGCUGGGAAAUGUUUUGAAUUUCCGUUUUGACAUGGGAAUGUUUAGAGUAAUGUCUUCGUAUAGAAAAGGUAGAAUUAAAGAUGCUGCUUUCCGUCGGUUGCUAUCUCUGAUUCUUAUAACUGCAUUAGGGUUACUAUUAUUGUUCUUAUUGCUACUUAGAACCAAAACAAUUGGCGCUAUCAUCACCAGCUAUAGAAACGAGGGUUUCGAUAAUUUUGAAAUUAAGGACUUUGAGACAGACCGCAAAAAGAAAUCAAAGUUGAAUCUUCCCAAACAAAACAAAUUGUCGAUCUCAUUGGAUUUGAGAAACCAGUUGCCCCCCAAGAACAUUGAUUUGUACCCUAAGUUAGCAAAGGAUCAUAUUGUGAUUGUUCUGUAUGUUCAUAAUCGACCCAAGUAUCUACAAGUCGUAGUUGACAGCCUUUCCCGAGUUUCAGGGAUCAGUGAAACCCUACUGAUUGUUAGUCAUGAUGGGUACUUUGAUGAGAUGAACAAGAUUGUGGAAGGGAUCAAUUUCUGCCAAGUCAAACAAAUAUUCUCCCCAUACUCCCCUCAUAUAUUCAAUGACAGUUUUCCUGCAACAUCACCAAGAGAUUGUAAGGAUAAAGACGACCCAGCUGAGAAGAACUGUGAAGGGAAUCCUGACCAGUACGGAAACCACAGGUCACCAAGGAUUGUGUCUUUGAAGCAUCAUUGGUGGUGGAUGAUGAACACUGUUUGGGAUGGACUAAAAGAAACCCACAAUCACGUGGGCCAUGUUCUCUUCAUAGAGGAGGACCAUUUCAUUUUCCCAAACGCGUACCGGAAUUUGCAACUCCUUGCAAAACUAAAAGCCAUGAAGUGUCCAGAAUGUUAUGCAGUGAAUCUAGCGCCAUUGGACGUGAAGUCGAGGGGGGAGGGGUGGGAGAUUUUAGUCGCUGAGCGGAUGGGAAAUGUGGGGUAUGCUUUUAACCGAACCGUUUGGAAAAAAAUACACGAAAAGGCGGGAAAGUUUUGUAUGUUUGAUGAUUACAAUUGGGACAUAACAAUGUGGACCGUGGUUUACCCUUCGUUUGGUCAACCAGUUUACACAUUGCGUGGACCCAAAGCGAGUGCUGCUCAUUUCGGGAGAUGUGGGUUGCAUCAAGGGGCAGAUAAUGGUGCUUGUAUAGAUGAUGGUUCCGUGACGUUUGAUCUUCAAGAAGAUGAUAAGAUUGUGAACAUCAAAUCGGAUUGGGGAGUGCACUUGCACGCCCACCAAACGGGGUAUCAGGCUGGAUUUAAAGGUUGGGGAGGAUGGGGAGAUAGACGGGAUCGCCAAUUGUGUUUGGAGUUUGCUGUAAUGUAUGCUUGAGGUUUGUUUUUGUUUCUUUUAUUUUCUACUCUCUUACUUACAUAUAUGGGAAGUUUGGAACACGUGAGGAUAUAAACUUAAAGGAAGAUGUCUCAUUGUAUCGGUUCUUUUACAUGUUUUGUCAAGAUACCAUGAACAAUCAUAGUUGCUAUAGUAUUAUUGCUAAACCUAGUUAUCUUUAAAUCUUUCGUUUUCUUUACAUAGCAGUUUUCC